This is a messenger RNA of Trichomonas vaginalis G3, 1008 nucleotides long. Its product is annotated as Clan S-, family S54, Rhomboid-like serine peptidase. Gene Ontology annotation, biological process: proteolysis. Gene Ontology annotation, molecular function: serine-type endopeptidase activity. The record is from RefSeq and is a predicted model, not a curated record. The transcript has a single exon. Bases 1 to 1008 code for a protein of 335 amino acids. NCBI's taxonomy places the organism in Eukaryota, Parabasalia, Trichomonadida, Trichomonadidae. Gene Ontology annotation, cellular component: membrane.
AUGAGCGACGAAGUUGAUAAUGACAAUGUUGUCGAUUUGGAAGAUGUAUCAGAUCCAGAAACACCUCCAAACAAAAAUGUUCGAUAUGUUAUAUCUGCAAACCAACUUUAUUCGAUUUCAUUGGCAGAAUUAAAUCUUCCCCCUGGUUUAUGUGCAGGAUAUUGGAAGCUAAAUACGUUUAAUCAACGUCUUACAACACCGUCAGAUGUAGUACUUGCUUUUUACUGUCCUUUAUUUAUUGGCCCAUGCUGUACUCCACUUAGAAGAAAAGGUUGGCUGCGAUUAUUUCUCACACUAACAUUUUGGGUUAUGCUCUUACAAGUGAUUAUAUUUUUUGCGUUAUUAUCAGUUUCUCACAAUCCAUUACAUAAUACAACCAUAAAUCCUAGUAUUUUAUCAACUUACGGCUGCUUAUCUUCAUCUAUUGUCAGAAAGACAAGACAAUACUGGAGAUGUCUCAGUCCAAUUCUGUUGCAUGGAAGUUUUGGACAUUUAUGUAUCAAUGUAUUCCUAGAAUGCGCAUUUGUACUUGGAAGAGAAGCACAGUGGAAUGCUUUACGAACUUACGGCUCGUUUAUCCUCUCAAAUAUUGCUGGCGCCUUUAUGACUUUAGUUUUUAGUCCACAGACGUGUUAUAUAGGAUCUAGUAACGGAAUAUUUGGAGUUUUCGGAUCGUUCAUCUCUCUUUACUUCAUUAUGUUCGAAACUCUUCAAUGGAGACAUAGAAUCGGCGCAUUAUUUAUGAUUUCACUGUUAGUCAUUUUCUUAAUAUUUGCAAGUGUUCAACCUGAAACAGAUAGCUAUGGGCAUAUUGGUAGUUUCCUUUUUGGAUUAGUUUUUGGAGUUAUUAUUUUUGUAAAUAGAAUCAAAAAGAGAAAUCAUAGAGUAAUUGCUUUAAUCCUUGGUUCUAUAUUCUCUAUUAUACUUUUGCUUGGUCCAAUGGCUCUUUGGGUAUUUGAAUGGAGUCCAAAUGUUAUUGCCGAAUUUUUCAAGAAGUUAUUUAGAUAA